Linepithema humile (Argentine ant) is the source of this 5885-nucleotide messenger RNA. NCBI's taxonomy places the organism in Eukaryota, Metazoa, Arthropoda, Insecta, Hymenoptera, Formicidae. The record is from RefSeq and is a predicted model, not a curated record.
CGCCUUUUACCAGGAUAGCGCAUGCGCUCGGCGUGACUGUCUCAAAGGCAUCAAAGCGUACGGACAUCGCUGCGCCUCCGCCGACGGUCAGUAACGCGCCGAGCGUCAUCGUGUGUGGGUGAUUUUUAUCGCCUGUGUUCACUUGCCGCCAAAUCGCAGCAAAACCACCCUGUGUGGUUCCUCGCUCGCACACCGAGGCAUAUACCGCGGCUACAUAGCACGCGCGCGCGCGUUUACUUCACCGGCGAGACAGACGGACUCACCUGAGUAACCAGGUAUCGGAUGAGCACGGGAGUUUGCUAUAUAUAAUCGUAAGAAACUGAGAGAGAACGCGUCGUCAUGGGUACCGUGUGUUGUGCCCCGCGGGUGUAGUGCAAACCGUGCGAGCAAGAAAGGCGAAGGAAGGGAAUAGCAAGCUGGUAUCUGAGAAAAAGGACGGAGAAUAUAGAACGCGCGGGCAAUCGUGACCGGCCGAUAUCGCCGAGGCAUCCCGUCGCAGAGGAGCGCAAAAGAAAAACAAAGAUAGAAACAGAGAGAAGUGAAAGAUAGGUGGCACACGGAGGUGAUAAUGCGGAGUCGUUGCUACCGUCUUCAGCGGCAGAACGACGUUCGGAUCUGCUCGUAAUCAAUUUGUGAACAACUUCGUUACUGCGCAUCGUGCAGAUCGAGCGAGGAGAUCUAACGGACAGAAAUGACUCGCAGAAGAACGUCUAUUCUCAUAUUGGGAGUAUGCAUAGGUUUUCUAUUCUACGGCAAUGUAAUCGCGGAGGUUACUGAAGCAUCCACUGUGGCAUCAGAGAAAUCUGAUUUCCACAAAGCGUUGACUCCCCAAGGAACCAGCACGACUAUCGCAACAAGCAUUCCGUCGAUCCAUCAAAAUCAAUCAAUCGUAGAGAAAGAUGAACGAAAUAUUGAUCUGACGAGUCGAAAAGCUCAUGAGAGGGAAGAUGAAUCGCGAGACAGCGGUGACGAAAGCGCGAGUCAGGAUGGUGAAAAAGGCAAUGUGUCACGUAGCGCGAGUGACACGACACUUGGUGCGAAUUCGCACGAAGAAUCUGAGAGUUCAUCAUCGGAUGACGGAAGCAGGAGGGUAAAAUACGGAGAAAUCGCUGCUGAAAGCUCCGGGAAGAGCACCAGCACGAAAGCCGUCUCCGAGGAUCCUCUCAGACUCUUUAGGACGAACGAACUAACUAUAGCGACCGCGAAGCCGGCUUUGAACGACUCGAAGCAGGACAAUAAGAAGAACUUAGAAGAUGCCACGCUUCAAGAAUCUUCCGACCACGAAGGGAUGUCUGAUACCACCAAAAGCAUUCCAAUUACAAACGAGAAAGUCAUCAACGCAAAGUUAACCGCGAACAUUAUGAAAAUCUCGGAACCUAAGUAUGUAAUCGAGGAAUCUCUCACCAAACGCGAAGAGAGGAAAAAUAUGACUGUGAAUAAAGAGAUAACGACCGUCAAGUCUAUCGGAGAUUUCUCUUUGACAUCUUCAACACCGUCGCUCGAAGACGCCGAGAAGAAAGAUAAAAUUACCAAGUUCGAUUUCAAGGAAGUCGCGUCAAAGAGCGAGUCGAGGAAGGACAAAAAUGCAACCUCGGCCGACUUGAAAGAAAAUAUGGAGGAUCAUAAACUGGAAAAUCGCGAUCGGGAAUUAACUACGCCGCGCGGUAUUCAGUACGAAGAUCCUCCAGAGACCAAGAGAGACGCGAACGAUCUAGGAACCACGGCGUCCGAAGCGCUCGAUCUCGGCAAGAUCGAUGGAAAGGGACACGAAGGGACCAUUUCGCUAAUUAACGACACUUACGUGAACUACAAUCACUUUUACAAGACUCUUACGGAGAAAGAGCCGAAAGCCGGCUCGAGCAAUCACUCGGGCGAUCCGAAGAAAGAGGUGGAGGUCGUUGAGAACGUGACUCACCAGCCGAUACUGAGGAUCGUAACCGCCACGAACGACACCGCAAAAAACGACUCUCACUUCAAUGAACUGAAUAACCGGGAGCAAAAAAUCGACGCCAAAGAUGAGAACCGUCGCGAGCAAAGGGUUGACUCUUCAGUAAUCAACGCAACCCUCACGAGUGCGGGCGGAGGCGCGGAGGAACGGAAAUCGAUAGGUGAACCCGAGAGUCAGGUGAAGUUGCCCGAAACGACGACGCGGAGCGUCCGACUUGAAGAGCACACUUCACCUAUUUCUCCGGAAGCCACUCCUAGUCCGGUUCCGCAAGGCAGAACUAUCGGGUUUUCCGGAGUCAACGAGUUCCCGAAUAUCGAGGUGAAAUCUACAACAAAGGCCGACGGAGGAUCCGAAGCGUCGUCGGUCAUUCAGAGCUCGCGAAAUAAUUCUAGCGCGGAAAAAAUAGAUCAAAGACCUUAUCCUUAUUUGAAAUCCAGCAAGCAACCGUUUCAAGUGACAACGGAAGCCAGUUUAAAGCCAGGCGUUACUGAGGAAACAUCAGCUUAUGAGAACACGAUCGGGAAAGGAGAGUCCGAGAAAAAGUUUAUCGUCACGGAACCUUCGGUGGUGAUCGAGAACAGCAUCCAGCAGCAAAAAUCGGAUAAAAGGAACAUAAAGGAGUCCAGGAAUUCCACGACGGGAAAUCCAUCCUCCUUAACAGCGGCGACAGCGGUCCCGAUUGUUUCAGUCGGGCCAACGAACAAAACUUAUCCGCAAAAAUUUAACGGCACCGCGUUUGCCGCAGUAAUAAAAGAAUCGAACAAGAAUAAUGCAUCCAAUACAAAAGAAAAAGAGAAAGUAAUUGCAAGUAGCGAAGCUUACGACGUGACCGGAAAUGGAAUAACGGAAGUCAGCUUGACUCAAAACGGUAAACAAGUGAAAUCACAUUCCAGUGAAGCGACAAACGCGUCAACAUCGCGUUCCACGGAGAUGCCGAAGACGCCUAAGACAGUCGCUUUGAACACAGACAUUCAAACGGAACCAGAAGGGGCUAUGAUGAUCCGCUCGACUCUCGUCGUCACCGAAUCCACGAUGGUUCCCGUAGAUGGAGAUGUGGCGAAGGAAACGAACAAAUCCACAAUUUCGACGACAUUGGCGGCGGAAGUUAAAUCAUCAAUGAACGCCACGAUAAUUCUCGAAAAUUCCACGAAACCGACGCCGAAGGCGAAUGUCACGCAGCAAUCUUCGAGCGCUAAUCAAACUUCCAAGUCUCCAUCUGUCACUUUGAAUCCCGACGAAUCGUCAAUUCCGACAACUACGUCCGUCGAAUUCGAAUUCGUCAGUCUCACGGAGGCGGUUUCGUCGGGAAAUAACGCGACCGAGAGAACUGUCGAAAGACAAACGAUGCCAUCGAAGACAACUCACGAUUCCGCCACGGCGAAUAAUUCCACAGGGAAUGUCACCACAAUAAAGCCUGAGAAUUUCAGCGAACUUCCAACGACGAUCGAAAACGGAACACCGACGACGGAUCGAGCAACCGUGUACCGUGCAAGCAACGAAACCACCGUCGCCGAUUCUCCGAUUACGUCGACCGCUCCCGCGGAGCAAACUAAUCGCACGGAUUUCACGGGGAACGAAGUUACAAUGAGCGUUAUCGAUUUUACCACCGCUGAUAAUGCGGGUGCCUCCGGCAUUACCGAGGAUUCCGCGGAGCCUAAGGAUUCGAGUUUUGACGUGAACAUCACCGAGACGUCCGCCCCAGGCGCGACGGAGCUUCUGCCGAGUUCGGGCAUCACGACGAUGCCGUCUACGACUAACGCUACAAGGAGCCCUUCAACGCCGUUCGCCACGAGCACCCCGAAACCGAAUAUUUUCUGGAGUACACCGAGUUUCACGGAUUCGUCUGAGGAGGAAAUAACGGAAAGUGUUCAGACUCUAUCGUCGGACGAGAUUACGUUACUGGUUAAAAUAGUCAUCGAGGGCACUUUACACGAGGUCUGUCCUCGACUGCAAGAUCUGAGAAAGGCGAUCGCGGACGCUCUCGCAAAGAGCAUUGGCAAACGUGUAUUGCCGAAACAAAUCGUCGUCCAUCAGAAUCCUUGUCUCGAGUCAUCAAACUCGUCACCGACACCUACGGACACUUCCCUAACCACGAUUUUAGUAUACGUCGUCGACGGGGACGGCAAGUUCGACGCGGCCAUGACGAAGAUUCUACCAAGUUUACACAAGGUGUCUCCCAACUUCCCAGUGAGAAUACACAAGUUUCUUCUAAUUCCGGAAGCGGAUUCCGGAAACGCGAUAGCCGUCGUCGUGGUCUCUUCUGUCGCCUUUAUUUGUCUGGUUCUUUUGGCCGGUCUUUUGUUUAUAAUGAGAAAGAGGCAAACGAGGUUCAACUACGGAGAACGGUGCCGACCGGUAUCCUUGGACGCUUACAGCCUCGACAGCGUUUCAGCGUACAAUAGCGUACGGCGCAAGGGCGCGGCGAGAUCCUCCAAGAGAAGUUAUGGCAAUCCUACUUUCGAAGAUUCGAGCGCCAUUCCCUCCCAUCCCCUGAAUUUCGCCGGGCUUUCAUCCUUCUGUAACGACGUUAACGCAAUCAACGAGGAGUACGCGGGUAUACCCCAAGUUUCGGCGAAGAUAGACGAGCUGCCCCCAGGAGCGGAGGUGAAGAAUAGGUACGCGAAUGUGAUACCGCUUCCGGAGACGAGGGUGCCGUUACAGAAGCUGAACAAUGACGCCUUGACUGAGUACAUCAACGCCAGUUACGUGCGGGGACCUAAGAACGCAACAAAGUAUUAUAUCGCGUGCCAAGCGCCAAUCGAGUCGACUGUUACCGACUUCUGGCGAAUGAUCUGGGAGCAACAGAGCAAAGUAAUCAUUAUGCUGACCGAUCUCGUGGAGAACGAAGUGGAAAAAUGCACGGAGUACAUUCCACCCUCGGAGGUGACCGACUGUCACCGACUUUACGGUGAUUUCCAAGUCACCCUGAAGAAGCGGGAAACCAAAGAGAAAUACGCUAUCUCUACGCUUCACUUGAAGAACCUGGAGAACAAUACGUACAGAGAGGUGUUCCAUAUUUGGUACCUAUGGCCGGUGAGUGGCGUCCAAUCAGACGGCACAGGCCUAAUAGCGGUGCUUCUCGAGGCGAGAGCACUCCAACGAGGCGGUCCCGGACCUAUCGUGGUCCACUGCAGUCCUGGUACAGGACGCACCGGCACACUAAUAGCACUCGACCUAGGAAUUAGGCAAUAUGAAAUUACGCGGACCGUAGACGUGCCGAGGGUCGUUUACACCAUUAGAAGAGAUCGUGCUGGCGCAGUUCAAACGAAGGAGCAAUACGCUUUCAUAUAUAAGGCACUAAACCUGUACGCGACGAAACUCGCCGGCGGCGUUCUGGAGUCAACGUGAAGCGUUUGUGAGGACCCGAGAAUAAGACUUCAUUUACGGUGAUGAGUGAAGACCGAGUGUUUGUUUAGCCGAUAGCGUGCGCGUAUACGUGAAAUUGAAAGACUUUUUGUCUGAAAAAGCAGUCGCGCUUUUUCAAACGAAACAGUGCACGCAUCGAUCGAUUGAUUGUCGCCAAUAGAAAGGAAUUAAAGGAAUUAAACAAUUCGAAAAUGCCAAAUGUCGUCAAUUUAAAGCCAGACGGAUUUUAAUAUCGGAGUCUCUCAAGAAGAAAGAGAAUACUGUUAUAUGCAGACGAAAUGGUGAUUAUCGAACUGAUAAAACAGGGUGCAUGUUGUAUUUUGUUAGAACACUGAACGUUAUGUGACAACAAACUAAAGCUUGCUGGAGAAACUAAAUGUUACCUAAAGUAGCGUGGAAUUAAUUUGUGAUAUAUGAACUUUAGAGUAUUCGUAAGUUCGCCAGUGUCGGUGCAGUUUGUUUCAUUGCUUCGAUCUUGUCGAUGCAAGUUUUAGGGAUAUCUAAAAAUAUCCUUCUUAAUUAUUAUCGUCAUGAAUCGAUGUGUAAUAAUUUAUUAAAUAUAUUUCAAAUA